Molecule: messenger RNA, 2760 nt
Organism: Pogonomyrmex barbatus (red harvester ant)
Lineage: Eukaryota; Metazoa; Arthropoda; Insecta; Hymenoptera; Formicidae
Biological process (GO): regulation of transcription by RNA polymerase II
Cellular component (GO): nucleus
Molecular function (GO): DNA-binding transcription activator activity, RNA polymerase II-specific; RNA polymerase II cis-regulatory region sequence-specific DNA binding; zinc ion binding
Source: RefSeq, a predicted model, not a curated record
UUGUCUCCAUUUUCGCCCCUUCCUGUCUGCAGCUUCCUCGUUCUCCUGUUCGCGCUACAUCGUAGCGUCGGAGCAAAGGGUGUUAUCGGGCCUUCUAAAAAGAAAGAAAAAAAAAAACCGGACGAACAUUCGUGACAGAAAAAGUGGAAGAAGCGUCGCUCGAACGUUGGCGUUGGUGCAAUACAAAAUAGCGGGCGUGGAUUCCGUCGGUUUCUACCUCGCAGUAGUCGAGCGUGUAUGGAAACGAGCGUUUGUUGACGAGUAAACAAAAAUGGACGUGGAAGAGGGGGAGGCGAAAAUGUGCAGGCUCUGCGGCCAGUAUGAGAGAAUCUAUAUCGAUGUGUUCGGUGAGGAAGGCAUCAAACGUUACCUGGGCCUCAAGAUUCACAGGAAAAUCAACAUCCUGAUAGAUGAGAAGGAUCCUUUACCGAAGGCAAUCUGUGUUCAAUGCCUGGGUAAGCUUGAAUUUGUUUGCGACUUUCAAGAAGAAUGUCUGCGCACCCAACAAGUGUUACGCGAUCAAUAUAAUCUACCACCAUUAACAGAAUCUACAGAAGUAAAAAACGAAGAAUCAACUUCGUCUGUGGGUGCGUCAUCAGAUAAUAACAACAGUAUUGAAAAAAAUCUUAAUUCUAGUAGAGACAAUCAAACUGAAGAAAAUCAGGAUGAUGUCGUCAAGACGUCAGUGGAACAGCAAAAGAAAAGAAAUAAUACAUCAAAGGUUCUACGAAAUCUUCGCAGUCAACAACAACAACAACAACAAAUUUCCAAAUGCAACGAUGAAAAUACAGAAAAGAAUAUACAGAGUCCACCUGCAGAAACGUCAUUGACUCGUUGGCUUAGAAGCAAGCAAAGCACGGAUAAUUUGCCUGUGGAUAAUGAGGAGAUCCCAAUCGCAAGUAGAUUAAGGAGUCACAACAAUGUGGAAAACAACAUUAGUGUUCGUACUGUAAAUAAUAACAAUAAUAGUAACAACGAAAAUAGAGACAAACAAAGUCUAAAGCAACAACAGCAACAAGAUACAUCGACAACGAUUCAAUUACCAACUUCGGCUUUAAAUAAAUUAUUAACAAUUGUCUCGGGCUCACCUGAUAUGGAUGUUUCUGUGAAGGAAACAAGAAAUCGAAAUAAUGAUGCUGAGGAUAUUAGCUUCACUGUGGAGAUGUGUAAAAAACGAAAUGAUGAUGUAUCGACGGUGCGAGCGCGCGUCUUUCCUGAUCAAGGUUAUUGUUCAGUUGAUUCAGCAAUCAUAGAUCUGCUGCAGAGUGAGAAUAGCGCAGAAAUAAAUAGCAUUAUUAAUAACAUCCUUAGCAAUACGUCUACGAAGAACAACAAUAAUGCGGCAGCAAAAUUGAAAGAUUUAGCGGAAUUGGAGGAACGUCUAGAGGCCACACAGAACCCGGAGGAACUUUUCAAGAUCGACGGUGAGGAAAUCAAAGUGGAUGAUAACGUGGAGCAUGUGGUAAACGAAACACAAAAUGGUUAUGCAUGCAAACUCUGCCAAAAAUUCUAUGAGCGUCGAGAUAAGUGCACAGUUCACGUGAAAACGCAUCUCGGUAUCAAGCAGUAUACAUGUGUCGUUUGUAACGCCAAGUUUGUUUGCAAGUCUGAUGUAAUGAAGCACAUUCGAUGCUCACAUACUAAUCCUAGGCCCAUACAGUGUCCCAAAUGUCCUAAACGAUUCAAAUCCAAAUUUUAUCUAGCGGAACAUGAUAAUGUUCAUAAAGGAGUGCGACCAUACAGUUGUACAGACUGUGGGCAAAGUUAUCACCAUAAGGUUUCGUUGCAAAUCCACAUGAAGUCACAUUUGCCGCCACAAAAUCUAGCCUGUGAGUAUUGCGGUAAGGUCUUCCCAUUUCGUACGCGAUUGCUCGGCCAUAUAGCGAGUGUCCAUAUGAAAAAACGACGCAAUUUUCGUUGUCGUUUCUGUUAUAAUCUUUACUCAAGUUUAUCGGUACUAAAUGAGCACAUCAAGACUCGUCACGCGACCACAUAUACGUGCGACACAUGUGGCAAGACUUUCAAAGUCGCUUCGAAAUUCAAGGCACACGUACUGCAGCAUUCCAAUCCUAAGCCAUUUGUGUGCAAUAUUUGCAAUAAUCGUUAUGCGUCUAAGGCGUUUCUCAAUGAGCAUCUAUUAAAACAUGAAGGUUUACGCAAACAUAUAUGUCAGGAGUGUGGCGCGAGUUUCGCACAAGCCAGUCACUUGGCUGCUCAUCGCCAUGUACAUGGAGAGAAGACGCAUGCGUGCCCGGAAUGCGGGAAAAAGUUUAAUCGUCGUGAUAAUAUGAAGGUGCAUCGGAAACGGCAUUUUGACAAAAAGACUGGCACAACUAGCAAACAAAAAGUUAUGUCUAAUAACAAUAAUAAUUUGGCCGCUUCCACCACAUCUGUUAACGAGAAAUGAUGGCAGGAUUUACAGUUACAAAAAAUAAUUAUUGGAGAGGAGAAAAGACUAAUAUAUCUAUAAAAUCUGUGCAGAUUUUUUUAAUAGACUGGAUAAGAAUUUGCAUGAAGAAUCAAAGGAGGACAAUUUCGAGAUUGAAUACUUGAGAAUAUAUUCGAGGGAAGAUUGCUCAAAGAUGACAGCGUAUAAAAUUGGUCCUUCGAUAAAUUCAUGUCCAAUGUCAUUCCUAACACUCUUAUUUUUAAUAAUAUAGUCGAACUUCCUAUUCUUAAAUUAACGGGACCAAUCUUAUUCUUAACUUUUUUCCUCGAUUCCUACUUUAAUAGUACAUACAUAUAAUGAAAAUGUUUAUU